CAGUAUUUCUCUGUGAGCGUGCUUCUCGAGCCCAUCCGAUGUUCUCCCGCGAAUGUCUCGCCCGUGGAUUUUUUUGGUGGACGGCGCGAACUGACGUGUUGCGCGGGACGCGUCACGUUGCCGCUACUCCUCGCACGAUCAGCUGUUCCGAAAGCAACGACCGAAGGGGCACGACCAUUUGCGCCCUGUCCUCAGGACGCGGAAAAUGCGGCGUGGCGGUGGUAAGAUUAUCGGGAAGCCGAUCUCUGGAAGCACUGAAAAGGAUGACGAAUAUAUCGAAAUUGGUACCGAGAACAGCUUUUUUACGGAAGAUACGCGAUCCGGAAACCGAGGAAGUCAUUGACAAUGGGCUCUGUCUAUGGUUUCCGGGUCCGCAUUCGUUCACCGGCGAGGAUUCCGUGGAAUUCCACGUGCACGGUGGCACGGCGAUCCUGACACGAUUGAUGCAAGCCCUCUCGAAACUGCAAGUGCAUCCGGCUCUGCCAGGCGAGUUCACCAGACGCGCCUUUUACAAUAACAAGCUGGACCUGACAGAGGUGGAGGGUCUGGCCGACUUGAUAGAGGCCGAGACCGAGUGCCAGAGGAAACAGGCGCUUCUGCAGGCCGAUGGUGUCCUACACAAGUUAUAUGACGGCUGGCGAAAGGUCCUCUCGGAAUCCGUAGCGAGUAUCGAGGCGUACAUUGACUUUGGCGAAGAGGACAACAUCGAGAGCGACGUGGUGCAGCGGGCGCACGAUGCUCUCAGACAGUUGGUGCGGGAUCUGGAAGAACAUCUGGCUGAUGGUAGACGUGGCGAGAUCCUACGCAAUGGAAUUAGGACUGUGAUCGUCGGCGAGCCAAACGUGGGCAAAAGCAGUCUGUUGAAUCAUCUGGUGCAACGCAACGCCGCCAUCGUCACGCCUGUCGCUGGCACCACGAGAGACGUCAUCGAGCUGAGUGCCAACAUCUCAGGCUAUCCCGUGUUGAUAGCAGACACCGCGGGCAUCACGAAUAAUACUAAAGAUAUCGUCGAGGUCGAGGGUAUCCGUCGUGCGAGAAGUUACGCGGAGAACGCUGAUUUCGUUAUCGUCGUGAUGGACGCAUUCAAGUGCGUGAUCAGCGAAAUGACGUAUGAAGAUUACUUGCGCGGAUAUCUGUCGUCGUUGGGAAUAUACGAACUGUUAACGAAAAUGGGCAAGGAACGUUUCAUCGUGAUAAUGAACAAGAGAGAUUUACUGAAAGCGGAGGACAAACGUCGCCUGGACGAUGUUGAAGCGGUUCUCAUAUCUUGCAAAACAGAAGACGGCUUUGAGGACUUGCUGCAAUCGCUAACAGAUCGCUUCAGUAACAUAUGCGGCGAACCGUCCGCGGAAAAUCCAACCAUCAGUCAGGAGAGACAUAGAAAUCAUUUGACACGCUGUCUGAGACAUUUGCGGAAUUACUUCCAAUUGUGCGGCAAUGAGCAACACGACAUGGCCAUAGCGGCGGAGGAGAUACACAAAGCGAUGAGAGAACUCGGAAGGAUAACGGGACACGUCAGCACCAAUGAGAUAUUAGACAUUAUAUUCAAAACCUUUUGUAUCGGCAAAUGAUGGACCGUUGCCGCCACACAUUUUUGUACAAACAAAAUGUACGUUUCUGCGUACUUUUCCUUACAGGAUAUUUGAUAAUGUCUGAGA
Molecule: messenger RNA, 1658 nt
Organism: Camponotus floridanus (Florida carpenter ant)
Lineage: Eukaryota; Metazoa; Arthropoda; Insecta; Hymenoptera; Formicidae
Product: tRNA modification GTPase GTPBP3, mitochondrial
Exons: 4
Coding region: 39-1571 (510 amino acids)
Biological process (GO): tRNA methylation; tRNA wobble uridine modification
Cellular component (GO): cytoplasm; mitochondrion
Molecular function (GO): GTP binding; protein binding; GTPase activity
Source: RefSeq, a predicted model, not a curated record